Molecule: messenger RNA, 1004 nt
Organism: Tauraco erythrolophus (red-crested turaco)
Lineage: Eukaryota; Metazoa; Chordata; Aves; Musophagiformes; Musophagidae
Source: RefSeq, a predicted model, not a curated record
CCAAGCCCUCCCAUCUCGCCGCUCUGUCGAGGAGAUGGUUUGCCCUGGGAGGGGGAGGGCGGCAGGCACGACGGGGGCUGCGGGAAGGGGACGGAUGGGGGCUGGCGGUGUUUGGAAGGCUGGUGCUGGGCAGCGUGCUCCUGGCGCCCGGGCCCAACACACGCCGUAUUGUGUGGGUCUUGGAGGUGUUUUUUUUUAAUCUGUACUUCUGGGUGAUCGGAGCCCUUGUCCUCGCUGUUGGGAUUUAUGCAGAAGUUGAAAGACAGAAGUACAAAACUCUAGAAAGUGCCUUUCUAGCCCCAGCAAUUAUUUUAAUACUUUUGGGCAUUAUAAUGUUCCUGGUAUCUUUUGUGGGUGUACUGGCUUCUUUAAGAGACAAUCUGUGCCUUCUUCAAGCAUUCAUGUACAUUCUCGGUAUCUGCUUGCUGAUUGAGCUGACCGGUGGAGUGGUGGCUCUGAUCUUCAGAAACCAGACAAUCAAAUUUUUGAACAAUAAUAUAAGAAGAGGAAUUGAGAAUUACUAUGACGAUUUAGACUUCAAGAACAUCAUGGAUUCUGUUCAAAAGCGGUUUAAGUGCUGCGGUGGGGAAGACUACAAAGAUUGGUCACAAAACGCGUACCACGACUGCGCGGCACCGGGACCGCUGGCCUGCGGGGUGCCCUACACUUGCUGUGUCAGGAAUAAGACAGACAUUAUCAACACUAUGUGUGGAUACAAAACCAUUGACAAAGAGCGUUUGAGUAUUCAGCAUGUUAUAUAUGUCCGCGGAUGCACGAAUGCGGUGCUUAUUUGGUUUUUGGACAACUACAGCAUCAUGGCCGGCGUGCUGCUUGGCAUAUUGCUGCCCCAGUUCCUGGGAGUGUUGUUAUCCCUGCUUUACAUCACUCGGGUGGAAGAUAUCAUCACCGAGCACAAGCUGAGCGAAAGACUCUUUGAAGAAGCGCGGCAGAGUUCUGCCCCCGAGUUUACUGGAGCUGGCUGCUGCAUGUGUUACCCAGGGUGA